GGUAACACUCUCACCCACUGCUCACCAGGAAAUUUACCUAGUACAACUGAAUCAAAUCCACGUGAGCAUGUUCAAGUUGUAACUUUAAGAAGUGGAAGGAAGUUAGUUGAAGAUGAAUGAGGAGGAGGUUUUAAAUGUCACGCUCCCAGCUGCAUUCGAGAUGCACCUGCCAUCAGGAGAGCCCCGUAAGCGUUUUCGCACAUGGGGAAGGAAGAGAACUCUUCUAGGGCCACUCUCUCUUGAUCAGGUGACCUUAGAGGAGUGGAACCAUUGGGAGGAGAUUGAUGGACUACUCGCAGACUCUCGUUGGCGCUACUUGCUCACCUUUGCAGAGCAGUCUAGUUUGGAGCUGACGAUCGAGUUUCUUUGCACCUACCAGUGUCUGCAUGGUGGCCGGCCUAUUAAGGAUGCAACUGAUGUCAGACCCGAUUCCACCUUGACGUUUUCACUUAGUGGUCGAGCCUUCACCCUUUCCAUGGCCGAGUUCGGGCGUCAUUUGGGGAUAUACACUAAGGAGGAGGCACGCUCCCUUGUCUUUGCCGCUCUUCCGUAUUCCUUACCUUCAGAGUUCAGUCUUGAGCAGUUCUGGCGGCAGCAUUCCCUGUCGUUCAGCAAGAACACGGCGCAUACCUGUCAGUGGAGGAGCAGCGCCUGGAGGAUACUCAGUUUUGUGCUUUCACAUGGUCUCUUCGGUCGUCCGACUAACUCAAAUCGGAUUGGCAUGAAGGAUAUAUACAUCUUUUGGAGUUUGGCAGAAAGGGUUCAGGUCAACCUGGCUAUCUUCAUGGCUCAGUUCUUCCUACUUCAAAGGAAGAGCCAUAGGAAGACUCUUCAGGCAGGACCCUUUGUUACUUGCCUUGCCCGUUCCCUUCAACCCGAGAUACCAGGUAAUUUGCUUCCCAUUGACCAGAGCAUUCGCCCUCUGAGCACCACAUCUCUCACGAAGAUGGGGAUCGCGAAGAGGCGUCGAGUAGAGGAGAGUGAUGAGCCACCCCUGGAUUUCUUUGAUCCUGGGACGUACACAGCCUCGUCGAGUGGUGUUGAGGCAACUAUGCUCCAGAAGAUCCUGGAGGAGAUGAUGAAAAUGAACACGAGGAUGGGCGCUAUCGAGACCAGCAUACAAGACGUAAAGGACAUCAUGGAGACUGACCAUAGCGCCCAUGAGAAGCAAAUGAAGAGGAUGAAUGAACGCCUAGAGUCUCACACCCAGAAGCUCCAUGAGCUUGAGAUGCUGCUCGGCGACCAGGCAGGCGGCCGCCUACCAGACCGCCUGCCACGCAUCAGCAAAUGGCGAAAGCAGGUUGGUCAGGGGAUCGGCUAUGUUGUCGUCAGUAUCUACUUUGCAAAUCAUCACAUUUCCUCUAUCUACGAUUUCUCGUAUGAUGUGAUAGCGUCGUACAAUGUGUUUGGUUUUCUGGUGAGAUCGCGGUUCCUUUGCCUGUGCAAUGGCCCCAGUGUUGUCGCAAAACAACGAGAUAGGGAGGAGAAGGACUCUGGCUCUUGGAAAGAACCGUGCCAGGUGUCAUAGGUAAAGAUCGUUUAUUUGAGUUAGACAUGCUAAAUCGAUCAAGGAUUUUAUCUAUAUAUGUACUUUGAUUUAGACCUAUUAACUUUCUUGAUCUAUCUCGGUAGAUUCAUAUGCCAAGGACAUAACUAGCAUCCCCUAAGUCUUUCAUGGAGAAGUUCUCGCUCAACCACGUCUUUACAGAAGUGAGAGCGGGAAUAUCGUUACCCAUUAACAAUAUGUCAUCGACAUAUAAGAUUAGGAAUACUAUUACACUCCCACUGACCUUCUUGUAUACAAAAGAUUCGUCAGAGUUCUUCUUGAAACCAUAACUGGAAAUGGUUUC
Messenger RNA from Cuscuta campestris, 1850 nucleotides. Lineage: Eukaryota; Viridiplantae; Streptophyta; Magnoliopsida; Solanales; Convolvulaceae. The record is from the annotation of a GenBank genome assembly.